This is a messenger RNA of Ichthyophthirius multifiliis, 4857 nucleotides long. RefSeq names its product protein serine threonine kinase, putative. The transcript is spliced from 14 exons. The record is from RefSeq and is a predicted model, not a curated record. Lineage: Eukaryota; Ciliophora; Oligohymenophorea; Hymenostomatida.
UUUACAAAGGAGUAGUUUUUCAAAGAAAGAGAAGUUGAUAUAAAAGUCCGUGAAUAAAUAAAAAAAAAGAUCAAGUAAGUAUAGAAAAAAUAAAAAACGAAUUAAAUUAAGAAGAAUAAGAAUUAAAAUCAUUUUUUAAUGGUAUUUAAUAAUCUAAGGAAGAUCCAACAUUAAUAAGUACAAAACAAUGCAUUUAAAAAUAAAAAAUUAAUUAAAUUAGGAAAAAAGAAAUAUGAGGAAAAAAUGAAUGCUUAUAGAUAAGUAAUUGAAGAUUUAAAUUUAAAAUAAAUGGUCAAAAAUUUUUGGAGUUUUUAGCCACCUACACCAGAAGAAAUCGAAACUUUAAAUGAUUGCAGAUAAUUUACAAAGUAAAAUAUUUUCAAAUAUAGUUGUGCAGGAGUUUUCAUCACUUCGUGUGUUUCAUUAUAUAAUAAAAGAUAUUUAGGUUAUGGAAGUAAAUUAUUUGGGUUAUUUAUAGGUAUUUUAGGAGGAGCAUGCAUUGCUACAAAAUAAAUAGAAUGCAAUAAUUGCGGUGGUUUUUUUGAUGUAAUAAACAAUAUAUGCAUAGACUGUUAAGCAAAUUAAACAAUAUGCUAAACUCCAACCACAUGCAACGGAUAUUGGGGAGACUUUAAUCUUGAUGGAACAAGUGAAUGUAAACUAUGCAAUAAUAAAACUGAUUGUUUAACAUAAACAUGUGGAGGUUAAUGGGAUAUAGUUAAUGAUGAAUAUUGGAUUUUAAAUUAAUGUGUGAAAUGUGAUUCUGGAUACAAUUAAUGCACAAGUUAUAGCAAUUGCAAUGGAGAAUGGGAUGGAAUAAAUUCUAAAUGUACAAUAUGUAAUAAAGACUAAGCUACUUGUCAAGGUACAAUAUGUAAAGGAACAUGGAUUUCUAUAAAAUCUCAUUGUGAUAGAUGUAAAUUAAAUUAUUUAGAGUGCGAUAAAUGUUUAUUAAAUUGGAUACCUAAGUAUAAUUAAACUUGUUUAGAUUGUUAAGUUAGUUAAGCUGUAUGUGAAGAUACAGAUAAAUGCAAUGGAAUUUGGAAUAAUAAUAUAUGUACCAUUUGUAAUUCUAAUAUUGAUACAUGUGAAAAAAUAUGUUAACCAAUUAAAAAAAUGCUCCUUAAAUGGUAUGUUAAAGUUUCUGAUAAUACUUAAUGGUGUAUUUAUUGUUAAAGUAGUUAAUCUAAUUGUAAUGAUUGUGGUUAUUUUUGGGUUCCUGAUAAUAUUAAUUAUGAUAGUUCAGUAAAAACUUAAAAAUGUAUUAACUGUUCUUAAAAUGAAGAAAUUUGUACAAAUAAAAAAAAAUGCAAUGGAAUUUGGGAUGCUGAUUAUAUAUCUUGUACUCCAUGCAAUGCUUCUUAAAUUAUUUGCUAGGGAAGUAUAUGUUAAGGUUAAUGGAAUACAGCAAACUUAUUAUGUAAUGUAUGUGGAAAUACAAAAUCAGAAUGCUAACUUUGUAAUAAAUAAUGGGUUGUUGAAUAAUGUAUUUAUUGUCAUGCUAAUUAGACUGUUUGUCAAAAUGCUAAUACUUGUAAUGGCUUUUGGAAAAAUUCAGGAGGAAUUUUAUGUUUAGUAUGCAAUGAAUCUGCUGAUACAUGCAAAUAAUGUGGUAGAUAAUGGCUUAAUGAAAGAUGUUAUAAAUGUGAUACAAACUCUACUAUUUGUGAAGUUUGGAAACUUGUUUAUUCAAGUCCUUUUUGGACAGGAAUAAAAUGUGUAAAUUGUGAUCAUAGUGAAUUUAUUUGUAAUAAAGACUGUUUUUAUGUUUGGGAAUAUAAUAAAUGUAAUACAUCAAAAUCAUGUGAUAUUGAUAAAUAUUCAUGCGAAGUUUUAUGUAAUCAUAGAUGGAAUUAUUAUUUAAAUAUAUGUGAUAGAUCAAUUGUAGAAAAUUAAAAUGUAUGCUAUUUUAGAGAUGAUGGCAUCAUAAUAAAUUCACAAUGUAUUUAAUGUCACUAAAGUGAAGAUUCAUGCACAAAAAUCUGUAACAAAGCUUAUACUGAUAAUCCUUACAAUGAAACUGCAGCAACAAGGGUUUGGUUAAACAACAAAUGUACAAAUUGUUAAUAAGACCAAAUUACAUGUGAAACUAUAUGUAAAUUAAAUUGGAUAACAUAUAUAGAUUAAAAUAGCGCAACUAAAGGAAGUUGUAUAAAAUGUCGAGCAGACUCCUAAAGUUGUGCAAUGUGUGGAGGUCAAUUCGACUCAUCAGAUUCCACAAACUGGAAAUGCACAAACACCUAAUUCUAUUGUAAUUAAACAUCGAGUAUAUGUUCUGAAUGUGCUUUUAUGCCUUAAAGACAAUUUAGUUAUAAAGCAUCUAAAUGUUAUUAUUGUUAAUAUAAUAAAACUAUAUGUGAACUAAACUGUAAAAGUUAAUGGCUAGAUGCCUUUUAAUAAUGUGAACUUCUAACAACCGUAAAUUGGUGUUUAUAAUCAGACCGAGGAACCUGGGACUACGUAAAAAACGAGUGUAUAUACUGCAACUUAAGUCAAUCGAAUUGCCUGUAAUGCAAUCCAAGCAAUCUCUGGAUAAACACUACUCCAACUCUCCCUAAAUAAACAAUGGAAUGUGUCAAUAUAAAUUUAAAUGAAUAUUAUUGUUCUUUAGCCGGCCCAAAUUACGGUUGGGUUAAUGAUACAGUUUCUGGAGUAGAUACAACCACAGGAAGAUGCUAACUAUGUUCCAUAAAUUAAAUAAUGUGCGAAAAUGUAUGCAAAUACUCCUGGAAUGGUAGUACAUGUAAAAGUUGUAGCUUAGAUGCUAUUGCUUGUGCUGAUUGUGGGCUUUCUUGGGUCUAAUAUGAAGGUGUUUAUUAAUGUAUAGACUGCAAAGUUAGUUAGAUUGUUUGUGAGGUUAAAUGUUCUAGUUUAUGGAUUUCUAAUAAUUGCGUAUUUUGCAGUCUUAAUACCACUAUUUGCCAAGAUUAAUGCUUCGGACGGCUUAUUAAUUCUGUUUGUAACUUAUGUAAUAAAAGUAAAACUAUUUGCGAAUAAAAUUGCAAGUAUUUAUGGAAUGAAUCGCUUUAAAAUUGUUAUUAAUGUAAUUCUUCAAAAAUUAUUUGUGAAAAUAACUGCAAUUAUAAAUGGGAUAGUACCAAACCUUCUUAAAAUUGUAUUAUAUGUAACGAAAGUAAAGCUAUAUGUGAAGAUAGUAGCAAAUGUAAUGGUUUUUGGCUUUCUUCUAAUAUAUGUACUUAAGAAAAAUGCAACCAAGACUAAAUAACAUGUGAACUGAAGUGUAAAAUGUUCUGGAAUCCCUUUGAAUCAACUAUAAAGUGUUUAAUAUGUAGACCUUCUGAAUAUUUAGAAAUCUCAAAAUGCCUUAAAUGUGAUGAAAUAUAAAAUGGAGCAGAUUGUGCCUCUAAAUGUUCCACUAAACAAUAUUUUUACGACUAAUCGGACCCUUCUAAGAAAAUAUGUCGAACAUGUAAUACUAAUGAAUAUUGGACAGGUAAUUCUUGCAUAAAAUGCUCUACAAUAAAUUCAAAUUGCAUUAAAUGUUCCUCACCUUUAAUUUGUUUGGAAUGUGUUUCAGCUUUUAUAGUAGAUUCUGUCGACUAAAAAAAAUGUGUAUGCGCAAAUACUACUGAUGUAUAUAGAAUAUAAGACUCUGAUCAAUGUUUGUUAUGCUCCGAAAUAUUAGCUGGCUGUUUAGAAUGCACAAGCAAAACUACAUGCAAAAAAUGCCAAAUCGGCUAAAGUUUAGACGGAAAAAUUUGCAAAUAGAAAUUUUUCUUUUAAGCAAAUAUUUAAUAUGGAACGGCUUUUGUAACUGAUUUUUUAGUCAAAAUAAUCUAUCCCAAUUAAAAUACAGAAGAUCCUGGUUUUAAUUUAGAUAGAUUUAAUGCCCAAAAUUUCGAAAAUAGUAUCCUUUUUAAGGAAAAGCUCUAAAAAGAUAAUGAAUAUUCCAUAAAACUCCCUUCUGGAAAGCCUAUUUUAGUCCCAUAAAUAAUAAUUUUCGAUGUAAAAAAACAAUAUGAUUAACUAGACUUAUUUGCUAAAUUUUCUACCUAACUAAUAGACCUUUUAGACCCAAAAGAUUUUUAUUACAAAGCCUAUUCUAAUGAACUCUAAAACUACUAUAAUGCAUAUUGCUGUUCCAUAUGCCCUAAAGGAAUUACUCCCUCAAUUCCAAAUUGUAAAUGUUCUGAAAACGAAAAGCUUUUUGACUGUUCCGGUUUUUCUGAGGAAAACUUCAAUUCUUUUAAAAUUUUAAGAAAUGAAGAAGAUCCAGACGAUUUUAAAAAAAUUUUCAAAGAAAAAUCCAUUAAUAAUGAUGUUUAAGUAAUUCGAACUUUCUAUAAUUUAAAUCCUUUUGCAUUUGGUAAUAAUACAAUAGUAAAAUAUAAAAGCUAUUCAUAUGUAGAAUUUAAUAUAUAAAAAAUCUCACCAGUUGGAACUAUUUAGUAAGGAGACGUCUUAAUGGACAUCGAAGUUACUUUUCCAGUCGAUAUCAUAAAAUAAAGCAUGAAAUGUGUCCAAAGAGAAGGAAAUGUACUUUAAUUAUGUUCAUAAACUACUUAUGAUAAAGCUAAUAUCGCAGUUGUUUGUACAUGCAAAAAUUCAGCGACUUUAAUUGAAAAACUAGUACUUUAUGAAAAAGAAGUAAAAACAGUAGAAGAGAAUAAUAAUUUAUUUAUUAUUAUUAUUGCGGCUAGUGUAGGAGGAUUUGUGGUUUGUGUUUUUAUUAUGGCUUUUAUAUAUUUGAGAAAAAGAAUAGGAAAGGAUAAAUUUAAAAUUCUUAAAAAACAAAGCGAUGGAACAAGAGCUAUAGACCCUAAUAUUUCUUUAAGCAAAUAUUCUUUUAGUGAAAUCAGAGAUAUUGAAAAAGAUUAUAGAAAAAAAUAAAAAUGA